AUGCUGGAAGAGAAGAUAUCACACAACCUGAAGGCCCACAGAAGAAUGCAGAAGGAGAGAAGAAUGACACUCAAAGUGAACCACAACCCAAUUCUUCCGAUGGAUCCAAUACAAAUGGUUCUGACGCUCAAGAAAACAGUGCUGCGACGGUUCAGGAACAGAACACUGUUACACAGGAAUCUCAACAACAAAACAACACAACUGAGACAACUAACGAAGCGAGUACGAACUCUGAAAUUCCCAAUACACCACGUAAUGAUGAGGAAUCAACCACAACCACCACCACAACAACAACACUUCCUCCUGUGA
Trypanosoma theileri is the source of this 309-nucleotide messenger RNA. RefSeq lists its product as uncharacterized. The transcript has a single exon. Bases 1 to 309 code for a protein of 102 amino acids. The record is from RefSeq and is a predicted model, not a curated record. Lineage: Eukaryota; Euglenozoa; Kinetoplastea; Trypanosomatida; Trypanosomatidae.